UGCACUCUUGUUUAUUUAUCUCUCUGCCUACCUGUAGAACAGUCGCUCGGCGUUCUUCUCUCGGCGACAGUAGUACUCCUUUAACAUUAAACCGCAGUACCGCGUUGCCUUGGUUACCGGAUGGUUCGCAGGUGAUCGUACUCGCAGCGCUCGAACAAAAAGAUCGAUCGAGUAAUGAUUACGGAGCGCACCGGCUGGUACUCGCUCUUGCAAGACUGCGAUUGUUAUUAACGGGUAAUAUGUAGGAAUAGUACCGCGGUUAGUGUGGAGUUCCUCUGGAUAGGCGAAGGGAUUUUCUCGGCGAACAUGCCGUUGGGGUUUCCCUCCGGAUCGAAUUGAUUUUCGCGUGUGAUCGAUCGAUUGUUGCGGUGGAAUUGUGAUGAUGAACGACGAACCGGAAAGUCCGACGGCGAUGAAUUCUCUGAGUUCUUUGGACUUUUGGGAUUAUUCCAUCGAGUUGGAAUGUCUUCAAGGAAACGAAGACCUGCAUUUAGCAGCGGAAUUGGGUAAAACUCUGUUAGAAAGGAACCGGGAAUUGGAAACCGCCCUGAAGCAGCACCAGAAUGUCAUCGAAGACCAAGCUCAAGAAAUUGAGUAUCUCACCAAACAAACCGUCGCCCUUCGAGAAGUCAACGACUCCAGGCUCCGGAUAUACGAACAACUGGAAGUCAGCAUUCAAGAUUUAGAAAGGGCCAACCAUCGACUGGUACUCGAAAAUGCCGCGGAAAAGAAAACAAUUAAAAAUUUAAACCUGAACGUAGACACUCUAGAAACGAAAGUAGAAGAACUCCAAACCACGAUCGACGAUUUAAAGAUACAAUUGGACACGCUCAAACGAAAAUCCCAAAAGCCCUCUAGCAAAGACGACCCCUCAACGCCCUCGCCCCGCUCCACUCUACCACCAGACGAAGUAGAUAGUUCAAAACCAUCGACACAACACAAUGAAGAACGUGUCGACUCACUCAACUCUCUCACGUCGAACACCUCGAAGCACUCCGACGCCGUUCCUCAGCGAAGCGAAGAGGACAUGGAGCAGAUCGCGCAGCUCCUCGCGCAGCUGAGCAAGGCGAGAUCCCAAUGCGGCAGGGACGAGAGGCGCAUCGCCGAGCUGGAGGAGCAGCUGGCCACGCUGGUGCAGCAAAACCAGGCGCUCGAGAACCAGGUCGUCCAGCUGGCGCACAAGGACGACGACCUCAACAUGAAGAGCAUCCACGAGGAGCUCACCACAUUGGAGGAAGUCAGGAAAGGGCAGCUGUGCAGCAGGUGCUUGCGGAGCGCCGAGCAAAACGACGACGAGGCGAUGGAGAACGACGACUCCAGCAUGACGGAGUCGCUGAUGACGCCGCAAUUCCAUUCUUCGUUCUCGAUGGACGUGCAGGCGUACCCCCAAUCGACGCAGACGCAAACCAAAAAGAAUAACCCUUACAAAAAGCUGGUCGAAAAAUACGAGGCGCUCGUCGAAAUCCACAGCAAAUCCGCGAAAACGACGCCGCUGACUCGACACGAAGACAUGCAAAUCUCCGGCGAAUUCACCAGCACCAGCACCAAGGACACCGACGAGGAGAGCGGCCACGGCGACAGCCUCCAGCACAAGAAGACGAGGAAAACGUUCUCCACCCCGACGGACUUCUCCGAGGCGGAGACCAGCUCGUCCGGCUUCCAGGAGGAAACCAGCAACAAAGCCACGCAAACCGAAGGGCGGGUGGGCGCCUUCCUGUGCACCAUCGCCGACGGCGACGACUGCAAGUUCAGCAUCUACGACGACGGCGGCCCGAUCGAAUCCAGGUUCAGAGACAGGCCGGAGUACCGCGACCUCUUCAAAGAGAUCUUCAACGUCCUCAAAAAAGCCGCCGAAAACAAAGAGGAGGAAGACAAUCUACCCCUCCUCGACGAUUACGCGCCGAUCAAACUAACCCCCAAAGUUCCCCCCGUGACGCCAUCCAACGACCAGCUCCCCGACUUUCCAGACGACGACAGCCAGAGCGUCGUGUCCUCCACCAUGUCCGAACUAUCCACGUCCCAAAACGAGCCCACCACCAUCAUCGAGAACAUCAUACAGUCCCAGAACCAGCCGAUCCCCGACGCGCAGCGCUCCGGCGAGCAGAGGCUCCUGCGGCCGCUCGUCAAGCCGCCCCUGGACUACAUGGGCAGCGAGUCCAGGAAGCGAUCGUCGUCCAAGCGCAAGAACAAGUACGUGGAGCGAUCGGACUCGCCGGUGACGCACAUCAUCGGCAGCCCGAAGAUCUACCACUCGAGCAGGCCGAACUCGGGGAGGCGCCGCAGGGAGAAGUCGGGCAACAGGAGCCAGGAGGCGGUCGAUCCGGCGUCGUGCUGGAACGGCAACACGCUGCAAUUCUACUCGAAUAGGAACUUGGCCUCGCCGACGCCCAGCCAGGGCAGCGUGAAGUACGAGUUCAAGCCGAGCACCGCCUCGCAGGACUUGAACAAGCUGAAGAAAUUGGAUCUCUCCUACGCGGAGGUGUUGAGGAACGCGGAUUCGAAGAAGCGCGAACGGGAGAUGUUUAGGCAGAGAAGGAAGUAAUUUUUUUUUACUGAGGAUGAGGAAUUUUUAAAUGCCACGUUUGUAUGUUUUUUGUUUGCAACUGAUUACGAUUGAGAUUAUUGUAAAAUACGUAAGAUAUGUGGAAAUGAAAGUUUAUACAUACAAUGGUAAUAUUUAUUAGUAUUAAUGUAUAUAAAGGAUUCAAAAUUCAAUACUUUUCGAUUAAAUUAGGUGGAAAUUAUGCAGCAAACAUUGCUUCGACGAUGAAAUCGAUUUUAUCCAAUUUUUCUGUAUUAAAAAAAAUGUAUUUCGAUUGUGCCAACGUUUUAGCUAUAAAACUACUUAUGUAUGUAUUAAUUGUAUAAUGUGUUCCAAGAGUAACAACUUAAUUUUAAGUUCGUUCAAAAAUUACAUUUUGUAGGAACACUACGUAGUUAUAAUAACUAAAAUGUGUUAAUGGUUUUUUUAGUAUCAAAAAUUUUCAAAUACUUCUGUAUCGACAAGUUUACAAUUCGCAAUUUGUAUCACAAAAGAUAAAUCAUUGAAAUCACACAUUAUUUAUUUCCUUAAACUUUUCUUAGGGCGUUAUGUAUAAUGUCUUAUGUAUACAAAUUGGAGAAUCAUCUAAACUUGUAUGUGGAUGUAUAAAUUAUACAAUUGUGAUUAUGUUAGAGUGAAAUAAAAGUCAAAUUAUAUCGUUUUCUAACAUAGCCAUCGACUUAUUCAUUUGAACUAAUAAAUAAAUUGUGAAUCUACAAACAAAAACUUGGAUGGUUUUUAAACGGAUUUGUUUAUUAACCAAAAUAAACCGUAAUUAUACACAAAUGCGGAUUACAUAAGGCUAUUUUAUAAUCAUAAAAAUAGAAACCUCUGAGAGGGUUCAUAACUAAACUCAAACGGUGUAUGCAAGACAUAAAAAAACUUACUCAUUUAAAUUAAAAUUUACAGAGAAAUAGAAAAACACGCAAUUAAUCAGAAUCAAUACAGUUAAAAAAAAAAAGGAAUUACAAGUGGAUUCGUCAUGGAGACAUCCUUAAAUUGCCUAUUCGUUAAAUAAAAACUACGAACAUUCCUAGAUUCUUCGAGACAUUACUUCCGAUGGAAAAGAACUUUAUGUAUAGUGCGAACGUCCGGUACCAAAGAAUCCUCAGGCGAACACGGCGGUACGACUGGCUUUUGUCUAGGCGCUACACUU
This is a messenger RNA of Phyllotreta striolata, 3698 nucleotides long. The record is from the annotation of a GenBank genome assembly. Lineage: Eukaryota; Metazoa; Arthropoda; Insecta; Coleoptera; Chrysomelidae.